CACAGAAGUCCACAUUUGUAAUUAAAUCAAUAACAAACUGUUGCAUGAUCUGAGCAACAGUGUCACCACAUGAUUAAUCAAUAACUAUGUGUUUCCAGGAUUCCAUUUUGACAUAUGUGGAUGACAUUGCUGGUAGCAAGACAGUGAUAUGAGGUUUGAGUUGCUGACAGUGUGACAUGUUCAUAGCAGCAGUGAUUGUUUCGUUUGUUCUGGGUGUUGUAUUUACAUUGCUGGCACAGUUAUGGAUCACUCGUAGGUGGUUAUCUCACCAGCCUCAACUGUAUCCGCCUUACAGACAGCAGCAUGAGAAAGCGGAGCUUCCACCGGUUUUGCGAAGGUCAGUGUAUGGUAUACGGAGGCAUCAUGGAUCUAAAGGAGAUUUAGGAGGUAGGGGUGUAACAGGAGGUGCUAAAACUGUUCCUGAGGAGAGAAGGACCAGCAGAACCAUUCCAGAUGAUAAAAGAGGUAGUAAGACUGUUCAGGAUGAGAAGAGGGGUAGUAAAAGUAUACUAGAUCAUGAUGAAAAAACGGGUCACAAAACCAUUCCAGAUGAGAAGAAGAAGGAUCAGAGUCUUAUCCUUAAUGUACUUUUCCAAUUUCUCUUUGCUGAGCUGAAAGAUACAGCUAGGGUGAGAAGAUGGGCAGCUAAAAAGAUGAAUGCAGAAUUUGAUGAGAUGUUGACCUCUACAACUGGCAAACUCAUGAACCAGAUACAGGUGCGAGAUUUUAACUUUGGGAGCAGUUUUCCUCUGGUAGAGUCUGUUGAGCUGAGACAUGUACAGUUGUCUAAUGAUGAAGAGAUUAUUCAGACUGUAGACGUUGAGUUAGAUAUAGACUACGAGGGAGGAUUUCAGCUGACACUCGAUGUUGAUAUUAUAUUUGGUGCUUGGGCAUACUUGUCCAUCUCUGUGACUAAACUUGCUGGACGAGGGAGGUUACAGUUGACAAGGGUACCAUUUACGCACUGGUCCUUCUCUUUUUAUGAGGAACCAAGAAUGGAGUUCAAUGUAGAUUCGAGAUUUAAUGGCCGUCCAAUACCACAAAUUUCUUCACUUAUUGUAAACCAGAUAAAGAGAACCAUAAGAAAGAAGCAUGUUUUACCUAGCUACAAGAUGAGAUAUAAACCAUUGUUUGUAAAACCAGAGGAAUCAUUUGUAAACCCAGAUAUUUGUUUCCAUGGACAGCGACUAGGACCAGGACAACUGUCUGUUAAGGUUCUAAAAUGUAGCAGACUGCAAGAAUUAUCUCCAGAGAGUAAAUUAUUCUGUACAUUGUCUGUAGACAAAGAAGAGAUAGAGGAGGUUUGGAGACAAAGUUGGGUAACUCUUGACAUGACAUUAAGAAUAUUACCUAAUGCUGCACCAGGAUUUAUUCUCAAAGAUCAAUUAUCAGGUGACAGAACAGAAAAGAAACGAGUGGUAGUGGAAAGUAUAACACCAGACAGUCCUGCUGCUGAGGCCGGCUUUCAGAGGGGUGACAUUGUGGAAACUGUCGGAAAUGUGAGAGUCCUGUCUUUCAAACAUGCAAUGAAACAAUUGAAAAGUUCAACUGAAAGUGUUACCAUUCGUGUUAAAAGGCAGAGUAGAUUAGCUUUGGAUCCAAGCCCUUACUUAGAACAACCUGAGGAUUUAGAGUUUGAAGAACAUGAAAUGAAUGGUGAUAUACAAGAUGAUAUCGGAGAUUUUGUGAGUAUAGACAUUAAACACCAACGAUCCUCCUCACUGAAUGCUGAAGUACAGCCAAGUCAGGAAUCUGUGAAACUGAGUGAAAAAUUAACAAGGAAACUUCAGUCUGGGAAGAAGAAAAUAUUGGGGCUUAAGGAAAGUGAGAGAGAUAGGGACAACAGUGAUACGAAAUCUCUACUGGCUGAAGAGGAGUCAGUGCAGUCCACUGACAAAAAUGUAUGUGAGAGUAUAUCAGUGGCAAGUUGUCUCCGGGAUGGAAGUCAGUCGGCUAAAUCCUCGCCACAGAAACAGCUGAUAGAAAUCAAUAGACAACGAGCACACAGUGAUACCAGCCUUAAUAAGGUUCAGACAGGUGAUAGUGACACAGUGAGUGCUUCCAGUGAUAUUGGUAGCUAUAGUUACCCGGAGCUGCAGAGGAGGAUUGGUGAGGUUGCUACCAGAGAAAUUACAUUUUCCUCUGAUCCUGAAUGGAAUGAAGAAUUUGAAUUUGAUUGUAAAGAGGAAGACCAGUAUGUGAAUGUGUGUGUAUGGUGUAAGAUGGCACAGACAGAUAGGGCAUCUAAAAAUAUCUCCACAAUCAACAAGGCUGAUGGUCUGCAGCUUAAAAAUACCCCACCUACUGACGAUCUUCCAUCUUAUGAUCUUACCACCAAAAUAGGAUAUGUGAGUGUUCCAUUGGCAGAUAUCACUGCUGGUUGUUUAUUAACAAUGCAGGGAGAUACCCAGUACACCAUGUAUCUACACCCACCUGAGGAAACCAUCACUGCUAGCCGUACAAAGCUGCCAUAUUCUGGGCAUAUAGGAUUUGACAAGAAUAUAUGUCAUGGUGAUAUUACACUGUCAUUUGUGCACAAACCUUUUAAGACUAUAGAGUCGGUUGUGAGGAAAGAGAUUAUAAGGGAUGUACUCAACCCACCUGCUGUGAAAAUCCGAGCUAAAUCUCUGGAGAGAGAACGGUUAGAUGGGCAGCACAGCUUCAGACCAUGUCAGUUUGCAUCUAAAACAUACUGUGAUUUCUGUGGGAAAAAGAUAUGGUUGAAAGGAGGACUGAAGUGUUCUAUAUGUAAGAUGGUGUGUCAUAAGAAAUGUGUAGAGAAAUGCUACAUACAGACAAAAUGCUCAAGAGAGGGGCCGAAGAUGUCGGGUAAGCCAGAAGAGACCUGGGUUCCACCUUUGAGGGGCCAGGAAAUGGAGAAAGAGGAGGGGAAAGUGGGGAAAUUCUUUAAGUUUCGUCAAAAGGAGCAGCCUUCUUUGCCAUUAAAUAUUCCUCACAAGAAUAUUCCAAACCGGGCUCAAGCAUCAUCAAGCCCAAGCAGAAGCCCAUUAAGGAGCCCAAGUCCCUUUGCAAGUCUUUCAGAGCAUGUAGACAGACAUCUUGCCGUAGCUGGAAUGAAGAAAAAUCUCUCAAACAAAUCUCUUCCAGGAAUGGAAAGGGAUGAUGAUUCUGAUGAUGAAUUCAGAUAUCGUCACCCGAUCUACAGUCUCGAUGAUAAUGUGGUUAUAGAAGCCAAGGAGAGAGGGAAGGAACUCUAUGCCAACUUGUCGCUACCAGAUAGAAAGAAAACACUUGAUGACAUGGUAAUUGUCACAAUAACACAUAUUGGUACAUUUAUCUGUUAUGUCCCCAGUGUUGAGGACAUGGAAGGAAUACAGUGUUUAAACUGUCUGUCCAUCUCUCAGUCCUUGUGCUAG
Molecule: messenger RNA, 3377 nt
Organism: Mercenaria mercenaria
Lineage: Eukaryota; Metazoa; Mollusca; Bivalvia; Venerida; Veneridae
Product: PDZ domain-containing protein 8-like
Exons: 23
Coding region: 177-3377 (1066 amino acids)
Biological process (GO): mitochondrial calcium ion homeostasis
Cellular component (GO): mitochondria-associated endoplasmic reticulum membrane contact site
Molecular function (GO): lipid binding; protein binding
Source: RefSeq, a predicted model, not a curated record